AUGGAUUCUGCAACGAGAAACGACCGCGAUUACGUGCGCCUUCGACUGACAUUCGUGUCUGGGCAAGAAACGACCGGCGUUCAGCGAAAAUGUCUGUACGGUUUCGAAAGGCGACGUCUCGCUACUGUCGAAGAUGUGAUCGCCGACGUGGCGCUAAAGUUUGGCUUGAGUCGCCAAAACUUGCAAUUCUCGGUUGAAGAUUAUGCUAUUCCGAGCUGGUGUAGCUCAAAGGUGUUAACUUUCGACGAGGAAGUAGACGUGAGUGUCGUGUCUUCUUCAGAAAAUGGUCAGCACGUUAAGGCCUUUGGCGAAUACGAUAAUAACAAGUCAGAAAUUCAAGGAGUUACUUCAGAGGUAAAAACGAAAGAGCAUAAGUCGACGAAUGUACAUUAUUUGGCUGUCGAAGACGAAGCUCUUGGCUUUGUUAAAGUGAUUAAAACGAAGAAGAGACGUCAUCACAACGAUGACGACGAUGACACGCUUAAAAUAAAAGAAACAGCGUUUCCGACCAGCACUCCAAUGAGCUCGAUGAACAACGGUCUGGCUUCGGAGGGUGAGGGUUCAGUUUGUACAGCGUUCACGGAGUCUUCGCCUGGUGCAGCAAUAAAGGCUAAAAAGGCACGGAAGCACAAGACGGCCAAGGAGAAAAGCGAUGACUUUCACGGUGCUUCUGAAAGUCAGGUCCUUGCAGACGCUGAUAUGUCGUCUGCCUCUCUGUCUGUUGUUGUGGCGCCAGCCACGUCCAAAAAUGUUCUCUACGAAGGUCCCCAGAAACCAGACUCGAUCGUAAAUAUCACCAGGAAAAAGAAGUCAAAGAAGUUCCGCCGUCGUCAAAAUGCUCAGGUAAGGGAGGUUAGUAGCGUGCUGAACCGACUGCACGAAGGGCAGAUUGAAACUGCGGCUGAAACGCCUUCGUCCAUUUCUACUGUGGUGGACACUGCCCAGUCGAAAUUCGAAAAUUUACCUUCCCCGCAAGGAACUGAAACUUCGAAAAAGUCAGCGGGCAGUGGUGGUGGUGGUGGCCACAUUCAUUUUAAAUCUUCAUCUUCAUCGUCUGAAUCAGAAGCAGAAUCAUCCGGCGGUCCAUCUUCCAUGGCAGUAUCUCAUGUCGUACGCUGCAGUCCAGAUUUUAAACCCAAGGUCAGCGACGAGAACGCGUAUUCGUAA
Molecule: messenger RNA, 1167 nt
Organism: Soboliphyme baturini
Lineage: Eukaryota; Metazoa; Nematoda; Enoplea; Dioctophymatida; Soboliphymatidae
Source: the annotation of a GenBank genome assembly